Messenger RNA from Carica papaya (papaya), 1327 nucleotides. RefSeq names its product ZIP metal ion transporter family (gene ZIP6). Gene Ontology annotation, biological process: zinc ion transmembrane transport. Gene Ontology annotation, molecular function: zinc ion transmembrane transporter activity. Gene Ontology annotation, cellular component: plasma membrane. Lineage: Eukaryota; Viridiplantae; Streptophyta; Magnoliopsida; Brassicales; Caricaceae. The record is from RefSeq and is a predicted model, not a curated record.
AUCGUUAAACUUGACACCGCACAAUCCCCUGCUCUCAACCACGGAAACUCCAAAACGCAGCACUCCACAGUUCCUUGCAACCGCACUCUCUUUCUCACUCCUGAGUAGAGGUUCAGGAGCGAGCGAUGGCCGCGUGCGAAGGCGACCUUGCUCGAUCUAUGGCUUGCAGAGAUGGCCAUGCAGCCGCUCAGCUGAAGCUGCUCUCCGUAUUCGUCAUAUUUUUCACUAGUGUGGCUGGAAUCUCGGUUCCCGUCCUCCUAGCGCGCUACUUCCAAGGCAAACCUCUCUACGACAAGGCUAUCCUCCUAAUUAAGUGCUUUGCCGCCGGAGUCAUACUCUCCACCUCCCUAGUCCACGUCCUCCCGGACGCGUUCGCUUCACUCGCCGACUGCCAAAUUGCCUCCCGUCAUCCCUGGCGGGACUUCCCCUUCGCCGGCCUCGUUACACUCUUCGGCGCGGUGAUGGCGCUCUUCGUGGACAUCGCGGCCAGUGCGCACGCGGAGCACGGCCACGGCCACGGUCCGGCGAGAGAGGAGCAGUACCUGCGUGUAGGGACACAGGAGGAAUUAUCGGGAAAGAAAGUGAUGGACGUGGAAAAAGUGGAAAACGGAGAGGAGUUAUUGAAAAUAAAGCAGAAGUUAAUCUCCAAGGUUCUAGAGAUAGGAAUUAUUUUUCACUCCGUGAUAAUCGGCGUGACUAUGGGCAUGUCGCAGAACCGGUGCACCAUUCGGCCGCUGGUGGCCGCCCUCUCCUUCCACCAGAUCUUCGAGGGUAUGGGCCUCGGUGGCUGCAUUGCUCAGGCUGGGUUUAGUAUUGGAACAGUGGCAUACAUGUGCUUCAUGUUUGCUGUGACGACUCCAAUGGGGAUUGUUUUAGGCAUGAUAGUUUUCGCGGCGACUGGUUACGACGACAGUAGCCCAAAUGCUUUGAUCAUGGAAGGCUUAUUAGGCUCAUUAUCAUCAGGUAUACUAAUAUACAUGGCUCUUGUAGAUCUCAUAGCCAUGGAUUUUUUCCAUAACAAGAUGAUGACGGGUUCUCAUAUUUGGUUGAAGAAAGCAUGUUUCAUUGCUCUCCUUCUGGGGUCUGCCUCAAUGUCUAUCCUUGCCAUUUGGGCUUGAAUUUGUGUCUUCUUAUAAUAAAUCAUUGAAAUUACUCCGUUCAGAUUGUAUGCUACUGUCAUAUAUGUAUGAAAUAUGUAAAUUAAAAUCAUGAAAAUUAAUUUAUGUUCUAUCACAAGGAUGUGUAUGUGAUCUAAUGGGUAUGUACGCACACGCAGAACAUCCUCUUCUUUUUCUUUAUCUAAAUUUCCGACAAUUUUGAUGGUAAA